Molecule: messenger RNA, 1584 nt
Organism: Alternaria ethzedia
Lineage: Eukaryota; Fungi; Ascomycota; Dothideomycetes; Pleosporales; Pleosporaceae
Exons: 4
Coding region: 1-1584 (527 amino acids)
Biological process (GO): ribophagy; protein deubiquitination
Cellular component (GO): ribonucleoprotein complex; Ubp3-Bre5 deubiquitination complex; cytosol
Molecular function (GO): mRNA binding
Source: RefSeq, a predicted model, not a curated record
AUGGCAUCCACCGAGUCAUCCGGCCCCGUCAACGGCAACUACGCGCCGCAGCAGUACGAGAACAGCUACUCCACCGGCGCCUCCAACUUCACACCCUCGCAGCAGCCCACGCCCAGCCAGCCCGCACAGCAAGCCGCCGCCUCAGAGAUCCCCAAGGACGAGGUCGGCUGGUACUUUGUCGAGCAGUACUACACCACCCUGAGCAAGAGCCCGGACCGACUCUACCUUUUCUACAACAAGCGCUCCCAGUAUGUUUCCGGUGUCGAGGAGGACAAGGUCAACGUCUGCCUAGGCCAGAAGGCCAUCAACGAGCGCAUCAAGGAGCUUGAGUUCAAGGACACCAAGGUCCGCGUUACCAACGUCGACUCGCAGGGCUCCGAUGCCAACAUCGUCAUCCAAGUCAUCGGCGAGAUCUCCAACCAAGGCCAGCCCCACAAGCGCUUCGUGCAGACCUUUGUCCUCGCCGAGCAGACCAACGGCUACUUCGUCCUCAACGACAUCUUCCGCUACCUUGCCGACGAGCCCGAGGAGGACGAGGACCAGCAAGAGCAGGCCGCGCCCCCCAACGGUGUCACGGAGCCCGCUCCCACCGCUGCCGUCCCCGAGAAUGCCGACCUCAACCAGAGCGACGAGAUCGCGACCAGCGAGGAGGACCUGAACAAGGUGGACAACAAGCUACACCAGGCCGCGCAAGAGGAGCCGUCUGUCGAGGAGGUCGCGCCUGCUGCCCCGGCUCAACAGGUUCCAGAGGAGAUUGAGCAGCCCGCUGCUGAGGAGGCACCUGCUGCUGUCGAGGAGAAGGCCGCAGAGCCAACCCCCGCCGCUGAGGAGACCGCCGAGCCCGAGAAGCCUGCCGCUGCCGCCCCGGCCUCCGCCCAAAAGGCUGCCCCCGUUGCCAUGCCCUCUGGUCCCCCCAAGCCUGCCGCUCCCCGAACUUGGGCCAGCCUCGCCGCCUCUGCACACAAGGUCGCUACUCCCGUCGUCAACGCCCCCGCCGCUCAGCAAGCUCCUUCGCAGCCCAAGGCCGCUGCCGCCGCUCCUGCUCAAGCCGCUGCUGCUGCACCCAGCCAGACCUCAGCACCUGCUCGUGACCAAUCCCCCGCGACAAGCCAGGGCGAGGCUGCUGGCUGGCAAACAGCCACUGGACACAAGAAGGAGCAGUCCCGCGCACAGAACGCAGGACCCGCCGCCGACCCUGACCAGAAGCGCGCUUACAUCAAGAACGUCUACAGCCAGGUCGACGACGCUGCUCUGAAGACUGCCCUGACCAAGUACGGCGAGAUCGAGUACCUUGACAUCAGCCGUGGCAAGAACUGUGCUUUCGUCGACUUCAAGACACCCGCUGGCUUCCAAGCUGCCGUCGCAGCCAACCCCCACACGAUCAACGGCAUUGAGAUCAAGGUCGAGGAACGCCGCCAGAACCCCGGCCAGUUCAACAGGGGAGGAGGAUUCCCUCGUGGCGGUGCUCCUCGCGGCGGCCGUGGCGGUAUGGGUGGUCAAGCACCCCGUGGCAACUUCCAACCUCGGGGACGCGGUGGACCCAUGCGUGGCGGUCGCGGCGGUGCUGCUCCUCAGGAAUCAUAG